Molecule: messenger RNA, 732 nt
Organism: Theileria equi strain WA
Lineage: Eukaryota; Apicomplexa; Aconoidasida; Piroplasmida; Theileriidae
Exons: 4
Coding region: 1-732 (243 amino acids)
Cellular component (GO): small-subunit processome; nucleolus
Molecular function (GO): RNA binding
Source: RefSeq, a predicted model, not a curated record
AUGCCGGCUAGAGAUUUAAUAAAAUUGUUGGCAAGAAGUGUGCCAUUUCAGCAAGCCAAAAAGGUGCUUGACGAUGGAAUAUUUUGCGACAUUGUAAAAAUUGGUGGCAUGUUGCGAAACAAGGAUAAAUUUAUAAAGAGGAGGCAACGUCUUAUAGGUCCUGGAGGGUCCACGUUAAAGGCCCUGGAGCUUCUUACAGAGUGUUAUAUUCUCACCCAGGGACAGACGGUCUCAAUUAUCGGAUCAAUAAAGGGCAUCAAAGUCGCAAGGAGGAUUGUGGAGGACUGUAUGAAGAAUGUGCACCCAGUCUAUCACAUUAAAGAGUUGAUGAUUAAAAGGGAGUUGGAAAAGGAUCCAGCGUUGAAAAAUGAGAACUGGGACAGAUUCCUUCCUCAGUUUAAAAAGAGAUCUGUAAAGCAUAAAAAGGCCAAGAUUGUUAAAAAGAAACCAUCGUCCCUCCUCAUUCCAACUCAGACGCCGAGAAAGGAAGAUUUACUUUUGGAGUCUGGUGAAUACUUUAUGUUGGAGGAGGAAAGAAAGAGGAAGAAGGAAAUUGAACGCAGAGAAGGACAAAAGAAAAAGAGUCUGGAAAAGAAGAAGAGGAGAGAGGAAGAAUUUGACCCUGAAUAUCUCAAGAGAAAUGAGGAAGUUGUUGAAACUACAAGUGCAGAUUUAGACACGAAACCUCCUCCAAAGAAGAAACAUAAGAAUAAAAAUGAGUAUUUUGUUUAG